This is a messenger RNA of Lepisosteus oculatus (spotted gar), 2696 nucleotides long. It is a transcript of the gene ptcd1, whose product is annotated as pentatricopeptide repeat domain 1. Gene Ontology annotation, cellular component: mitochondrial matrix. The record is from RefSeq and is a predicted model, not a curated record. Lineage: Eukaryota; Metazoa; Chordata; Actinopteri; Semionotiformes; Lepisosteidae. Gene Ontology annotation, biological process: tRNA 3'-end processing. Gene Ontology annotation, molecular function: protein binding; tRNA binding.
AGAGAAAAUGAUAAUAUCAUCUAGGUUUAAUUAUUAAUACAAGUAUCAAAUGUUGUCGUGUGUCGAUAUAUCGACAUUUCGGGAGUCUUUUUGUAGUCCUUACCCGUGAUCUUCAGGUCCUUGUCUCGUGUGGAUGGUGGUUGCUGUAUUUAUGUCUAUUUCUAGUUGUUACACUCAGGAUCUGAAGGGCUCGACAGAGGAACACUGAAAUGCACUAAGAUUUAUCAAAGUGUAGUUGUCCGACGUUAAGAAUGUCUAAGCUUCUGUCCUUGAUGUGCUUCAGAAACCACUGCAAUGCGGGUCUUCAUUCUAUUUCAAAAUAUCUAAGUAUCCCCCCUGCCUUGUCUAUUCUGACCUGUAAAGAGGUUCCAGGAGGCCGCCUUCCCCACUUAAGGACAUAUUCUUUGGGGACAGGCAGGGCUGCACAGUCAAGAAAUGUCAGUGUUUCAUCCUCCCUGAAGAAUUGUCACAGUGCUAAGGUGACACAGAACAGUGCGCCGAUGUCUGAGAGAACCAGUGACCCAGUGCCCACAUGUGUGGAACUAGAGGGGUCUGACCAAGCUGAGAAGGAUUUUGGGUCUUUUGCCAAAUCCUAUGGAUCCCGGAAAGUUUUCCGUAAAAUGUCGCCAGAGCUGCUGGAUCUGAAGUACAGAGAUGCAAGUCGGGCUGAGGAGGAAGAGGAGGUGGUGUCCAGACCAGUGCAAAGAAACACCACUUACUGGUACUUUCUUCAGUGUAAGAAGCUCCUGAAGCAGAACAAGCUUGCUGAGGCUCUGGACAUGUUUGAGACGCAGAUGCUGAAAGCUGAGCGCCUCGAGCCAGAGGAGUACAACUACACCGUGCUGAUUGGGGGCUGCGGCCGAGUGGGCUACCUCAAAAAGGCUUUUAAACUCUACAAUGAUAUGAAGAAGCGAGGCCUGGUGCCCACAGAUGCCACCUACACUGCUUUGUUCAAUGCCUGUGCCGAGUCUCCCUGGAAGGAUUCCGGGCUACAGCAAGCCCUCAAGCUCCAGCACGAGCUGAAGAGGAAGAACAUUCCACUCAACCUCAUCACUUACCAUGCCCUGCUUAAGACCCAUGCUCUGUGCUCUGAUCUCAGGGCCUGCUUCCACAUUUUCAAGGAGAUAGUUCAAAAAGGCCAUGCGAUCACACAAGAAACCUUCAACUUCCUGCUUAUGGGCUGCCUCAAAGAUAAAGAGCAUGGAUUUAGGUUUGCACUGCAGGUUUGGCGUCAGAUGCUAAAAGUAGGGAUAGAACCUAAUUCUCACAGCUACAACCUGCUACUUCGUGCUGCUCGGGAUUGUGGGAUAGGGGACUCCUCAGUGGCUUCCCGUCUACUGCUGAGUAAUGAAGAGGCAGUAACCCCAAAGGUCACGAGAGGACGAAGAGGUCAGAAGGUGAAAAAUGGAAAGGAGUGGACAUGUGCAGCAACCCUAGAUGUUGAUGCUCUCGAAAGCCAGCUUUUUCUGGAAGCAAGUACUAGGAGGGGAGAGGAAUCGCUGCAGGUUGGAAAUGUAACUGCUCAUUUAAACGAGGAAAUGUUAGACAAGCCAGUGAUGGAAAAUGACCUUAACCCGAAUCAGAAGUACUUGAACCAAGAUGUAUUUUCAGACUUGGUGCCUGUGAACAGAAACCAUGUUACUCCCAUUGAAUCUACUUCCCCCCUGUCUUCAGUGACCAGUGAGAGUCUACCGAACCUACUUGACCUGAGAAUUGAUUACACAAAUAUUAUUUCCCUUGGGUCUGUCAGGAGUGCUUCUGACAGGCUGGCCUUGAUGGGCAACAUGGAAGGUUUUCUUAGCAAGAUGAAAGGCCACGGACUGAAACCUGACAUCAGAACUCUGACUUUGUUAGCUGACAUCGUGGAAUCUGGAAGCCAGUCAGAAUCCAGCUUGCUGUCCAUCUUUGAAGAACAUGGAUUAAAACCAGACAUUUUAUUCUUCAACACCUGGGUUCGGAAAAAGGCUAAACUGGGUGAUCUAGAAGGAGCCAAGGCUCUGUUAUCUGUUGUGUCUGAGAGAGCUCUGGAAGCUAAUACUCAUACUUUCUGUAGCCUGGCUAUAGCUUGCAGGACCCAGAAAGACGGCCUGCAGUUGUUGUCUGAUAUGCAGGCAUGUGGCGUCAAUCCAAAUGCCCAUGUAUACAGUGCCCUGCUCAACAGUGCUGCGAAGCGUUUGGACUACGUGUACCUCACAGAGAUUCUCAGACAUAUGAAGCACAACAAGGUUGCCCCCAAUGAGGUCAUCAUCAGGCAGCUGGAGUUUGCAGCUCAGUACCCCCCAAACUUCGAUAAGUACAAAUCAAAAAACACUUACCUGGAAAAGAUCGAUGGGUUCCGUGGUUACUAUAACCACUGGUUGAAAUCUGUGCCUGCCCAAGAGACUCCACACCCAUGGGAGAAGUUUAAAACUCCAACAAAGCAAGUGGAAGUGGAGCAGGCCAACAGUGGAGAAGACCCCAAAGCCACAAAUUAGGAGUUUAACAAAAUUGAUGUAAUCAGUUCAGAUUUAGUAUUAAUAAUCAUGUUUACUUCUUGUGAAUACAAGUGGAAUUAAAAGAGAAGUGUAGUAAUUAUAAUGUAUUGUAAUAGCAACAGCAGUGAUUUUCUAUUUAAAACUUGUUAAGUGUUUUGUAUCAGUGUCUAAAUUGCAGAACAUUUCUUUUUGUAUGCAGUACAUAAACAAGCACGUAAGUUC